This is a messenger RNA of Rodentolepis nana, 2556 nucleotides long. The record is from the annotation of a GenBank genome assembly. Lineage: Eukaryota; Metazoa; Platyhelminthes; Cestoda; Cyclophyllidea; Hymenolepididae.
AUGACAUCAACAGCUAGUGAUAUAGUAGCCACAGGUACAGUAAUUAAAGAUCGUUGGAAAGUUGUCAAAAAAUUGGGGGGUGGUGGAUUCGGCGAGAUCUACGAAGCCUUAGAUAAUAUGACUCAACAGAAGGUUGCUAUCAAGGUAGAGUCCACACAGCAGGCGAAGCAGGUCCUCAAAAUGGAAGUUGCUGUACUCAAGCGUUUGCAGGGCAAACCUCACGUCUGCCGCUUUAUUGGCUGUGGACGAAAUGAAAGCUACAAUUACAUUGUCAUGACCCUCCAGGGUCGUAAUCUUGCAGAUUUGAGACGUGCAACUCGACGUGGCUAUUUUUCAAUUUCUACUACUGUUCGUCUUGCACGCCAAAUGCUCUCAGCUAUUGAGAAUAUCCACUCUGUUGGCUUUCUACAUCGAGAUAUUAAGCCUUCAAACUUUGCGCUUGGUACUGGAAUAGGCCCUGGUUCUGUUAGUCCUCGAAACAUAGUUAUGCUAGAUUUCGGAUUAGCACGCCAGUACACUACAACUAGUGGCGAAUUACGACCACCUAGACCAGUUGCCGGCUUCCGUGGAACAGUUCGAUAUGCCUCUGCAAAUGCCCAUCUUAACAAGGAACUUGGAAGACAGGAUGAUCUUUGGUCACUCUACUAUAUGCUUGCGGAAUUCAUAACCGGCGAGCUUCCUUGGCGUAAAAUCAAAGACAAGGAGCAGGUGGGCAUCAUGAAACAAUCUUUUGACCAGAAUCAACUUCUCAAAUUUAUGCCACGAGAAUUUAGAGCCUUUUUGGAGCAUAUACAGAGUUUGACCUACUUCGACAAACCCGAUUAUCAGUAUCUCCAAUCCUUACUAAAUAAUUACAUGGAACGGCGAUCAAUUAAUGACGCCGAUCCGUAUGACUGGGAGGUGACAAAUGAGCAUUCUGGAGCUGCUUUGAGUGAAACCAAUCAGCAUCAUACCAAUGCUCCAGUUAAAGUAAACGCCGCUAAUACAGAUGCCAAAGCCACGAAAACACCAGGAAUAGGAGGGAAUGCGGCUGCUUCACCAAGUGGAGCAGGCUUAGUGGUGACUAGUGGCUUCUAUUCCGGCACAAGAAAACUGCAGGCCGACUCUUCAAACGCUACCAAUGGAGGUAAUGUUGUUUGUGCUGAGGGAGCUGGCUCACAAUUUGGCGGAUCUACACCGAAUGUCUACAAACUGACUGUCACACCAACAGCGGCGGCGGCAAAACGCUCGGUUGAAGAUGCGAUUAUAAAUAACAAUGGUGACGCAACUGCAGCUGGUUCAAAUGCGCCGCUAUUUCCUGUUGUUGUGCCAACUAGAAAAAUGCCCUACUCCUCGUACUUCCGUUCAGGUGGGAGUAAUAGCAACGUCACUACACCUCGUUAUUUGAAAGAAGCCAAGGCGGCCUCACGUACGAGAGACCAUAAAUCGACUCUCCCAAGGCCUAUAAAAUCUCGAGAGGAGGGCGACAAAGAUGGCGGGGCCGUUAAUAGUGUUACCAGUAGAUCAAGCCUUUGGGGGCGUCGACCGAUCAGUGCCAGCACCAACAAUAUUCGCAGCAGUGUUGGACAGGCUGGCAGUAAUGUCAGUCUGACCAAUUUCGGAAAAAAUGACACCUCCUGUACUCAUGCCGUGGUUGUUAUGGUUGAUCAGGAUAAUGGAUUGCCAGAUAUAACUAGAGCUGGAGCUUGCACCUUUGCUAGUCAAUGGGGAAUUACUCAAAAUGGUGAGGAAGAAAGUGAAAAUAAUUCAAGGAUUUCUGAAGAUGAAGUUGAACCGGGAUUGGCAACCACUUCUUCCAUUAAAAAGAAGGCCACAGACAAAGUAGAGCGUCAAUCUCCACCUCGGGAAGGCAAUGUUGAAGAAAAUAAUAAUAAUAAUAACAAUAACAGUCAUGUCUCGAGUAAGGUUACACCUAAUCGUCUCUAUAUGCCUCCGUUAACAACUCCUGCCUUCCCUCCUCAGUUGUAUUCUCGUAGUCCUUCUAUUCCUUCCCACGGUGCCGUGGGUAGAAAACUUCAAACCACCUCUAAUCGUCGCCGACGGUUGAGUUCAGACAUUAGAGGAAAGUCGAGGACUCCGGAAAAUACGUCGCUUCUUCCACCGAGAUACAGCGGAUCGUCUGGGUCGAUUGUUGCCACUCCUGGGAGUGAUAGCAGUGGAUAUCACUCCUCUCAACAACCAACAUUACCAGAAAUUCCUCUGCCCUCGGGGCAUGUACGAUCGUGGCCACCUGAAACUGUUGCUCGAAGAGUCUCCAAUCUGGCUGCAAUUAGGAGAUCUGCUGGAGGCCUACUGCCGUCAGCAAAAUUCCCCUCUCUUCAGACAAGUGUCGCAAAUUGUCUAAUCUCCACUGAAAUACCUCGAGGUUCUGUACCUAUUUUGGAAUCUCAACGAAGUACUGAGGAGGACAGUAAACUCACUCGAAACUCAAAACAGGAAAUUUUUGUUCUUGGAGGGGAUGAGAAAGAUAUCGGAGAAGAACCAAAAGAAAAUAUAGUGAGUUUCACGAUCAAUUUUCAUGCCUUAUUGUAUUCAAUUGGUGAGCACGAAUGUUAA